Messenger RNA from Eubalaena glacialis (North Atlantic right whale), 2846 nucleotides. RefSeq names its product glucokinase (gene GCK). Gene Ontology annotation, biological process: glycolytic process; glucose 6-phosphate metabolic process; regulation of insulin secretion. The transcript has 10 exons. Gene Ontology annotation, cellular component: cytosol; mitochondrion. Bases 543 to 1940 code for a protein of 465 amino acids. Gene Ontology annotation, molecular function: glucokinase activity; fructokinase activity; mannokinase activity. The record is from RefSeq and is a predicted model, not a curated record. Lineage: Eukaryota; Metazoa; Chordata; Mammalia; Artiodactyla; Balaenidae.
AGCCCUGGCAGGAGAAUUCCCCACUCCACACCUGGUCAGAGCAGGAAGUGUUGGGCCGUGACUGAGCCUCAGAGAAGCAGGUUGGGGUGUGAGAAAAGAACAGUCGCCCACAGCUUAAUUACUCAAAAGCUGUCCCCCAGCCACAGGAGGAAGGAGGACCUUUUCUGCUGAGUCUGUCUAGAGAACACCACGCCGUCACAGCUCAGCACAGCCCGGAGAGAAAGCUGACCAGUGCUGACCAGCUCUGGAGCCCGGCAAUGGCCCUGCCCCGACCAUACCUGGCCUGACAAGGCCUCAGUGGGGAAGGGUCCCGACUGGGACCCAGAAGAGAAGGCUAGCAGGCUUGCUGGAGAACAAUGAAAAGGAGGAAACUCUGUGAUUGAACCUCAAGCAAGAAGCCAGCCAGAAGGUGGACCAUAUUCUACCAGACACUCGGGCUGGCCGUGACCCUUGGUUGGGAGAAGCCUGGGGAUAUUUCUGCCUUGGAAGCCCGUUGGGGAACACUGAGGGGUUCCAGCUCCCCCGGGCGGGCUGCGGUACAAAUGCUGGAUGACAGAGCCAGGAUGGAGAUCGCCAAGAAGGAAAAGGUGGAACAGAUCCUGGCGGAGUUCCAGCUGCAGGAGGAGGACUUGAAGAAGGUGAUGAGGCGGAUGCAGAAGGAGAUGGACCGAGGCCUGAGGCUGGAGACCCACGAGGAGGCCAGUGUGAAGAUGCUGCCUACCUACGUGCGCUCCACCCCGGAAGGCUCAGAAGUCGGGGACUUCCUCUCCCUGGACCUGGGCGGCACCAACUUCAGGGUGAUGCUUGUGAAGGUGGGGGAAGGGGAGGAGGGACAGUGGAGUGUGAAAACCAAGCACCAGAUGUACUCCAUCCCCGAGGACGCCAUGACGGGCACUGCUGAGAUGCUCUUUGACUACAUCUCUGAGUGCAUCUCCGACUUCCUGGACAAGCAUCAGAUGAAGCACAAGAAGCUGCCCUUGGGCUUCACCUUCUCCUUUCCUGUGAGGCACGAAGACAUCGACAAGGGCAUCCUUCUCAACUGGACCAAGGGCUUCAAGGCCUCAGGAGCAGAAGGGAACAACAUCGUGGGGCUCCUGCGAGAUGCCAUCAAACGGAGAGGGGACUUUGAGAUGGAUGUGGUGGCGAUGGUGAACGACACUGUGGCCACGAUGAUCUCCUGCUACUAUGAAGACCGCCGGUGUGAGGUUGGCAUGAUUGUGGGCACGGGCUGCAACGCCUGCUACAUGGAGGAGAUGCGGAACGUGGAGCUGGUGGAAGGGGACGAGGGCCGCAUGUGUGUCAACACCGAGUGGGGUGCCUUCGGGGACUCGGGCGAGCUGGACGAGUUCCUGCUGGAGUACGACCGUGUGGUGGACGAGAACUCCCUGAACCCCGGCCAGCAGCUGUACGAGAAGCUCAUCGGAGGCAAGUACAUGGGCGAGCUGGUGCGGCUCGUGCUGCUGAAGCUUGUGGACGAGAACCUGCUCUUCCACGGGGAGGCCUCGGAGAAGCUGCGCACGCGCGGCGCCUUCGAGACACGCUUCGUGUCGCAGGUGGAGAGUGACUCGGGCGACCGCAAGCAGAUCUACAACAUCCUGAGCACGCUGGGGCUGAGGCCGUCGGCCACCGACUGCGACAUCGUGCGCCGCGCCUGCGAGAGCGUGUCCACCCGCGCCGCGCGCAUGUGCUCCGCGGGGCUGGCGGGCGUCAUCAACCGCAUGCGCGAGAGCCGCAGCGAGGACGUGAUGCGCAUCACCGUGGGCGUGGACGGCUCAGUGUACAAGCUGCACCCCAGCUUCAAGGAGCGGUUCCACGCCAGCGUGCGCAGGCUGACGCCCAGCUGUGAAAUCACCUUCAUCGAGUCGGAGGAGGGCAGCGGCCGGGGUGCGGCCUUGAUCUCCGCGGUGGCCUGUAAGAAGGCCUGCAUGCUGGGCCAGUGAGAAUAAAGGCUGCAAGGCAAGGAGGAGGCUGUGGCCGCUACUAGACCUGGGCUCCAGGGGACACACUCCCUACAGGUCCCCCCAACCUGGUCCAGUCAAGAGGCUUCUCCUUGUAAGGACCUUGGAUGCCUCCCAUCCCCGCUGUCACCCCAGGAGAUGGGGAAAGCUUCUCUGGGGAUGCGGUGAGGCCCUGGGCAGGCCUCUUCUCUCAGGGUCAGUUGGUAGGAUAGCCCUAGGGCCCUGACUGGGUUGGGGGCUGAGAUGAACAGGAAUGGAGAACCCCCAAAGUACCUCGCCUUUCUUGCUGCAAUCAAGGGCCCAGAAGGGAGUUAUUAACUCAGGAUUUUGUUGCAUUUCUGCACUGCUCUUGGAGCUUUCAGCCUGGCUCAGCCCUGGCUCUGGGACGGGGGUGCCCUCUGGACCCUACUAUGGCCUGGUUUCCCUGGGAACCCAGCCCACAUGGGGAGGCAGCCCUCAUGACCUGGCCAGACCUAGACCUGGGUACCAUAGCGGGCCCCAGGGAGCUGCUGAUCACCCAGGCCUGGGAAAUGGAAGGGACCAGCUCCAUGUUGGAGGCUGUGGGUACCCCGAGGCCUGGAGAUGGCAGCCUUUUCCCUCCCAUCCUGCCAUCCCUGAGUGGUUUCUGGUUCUGGGAUGGACCCUCACAGGAGGUGCAAGAGACAGAGUCCCCAUAGCCCCUGCCCAGAGGGGCCCAGGAAGAGGAGGAGUCCCCCUACCCACAGACAGGCCUGGGAGCAUCUCCGGGAUCGAGUCCUCGGCUCCCACGGCACUGGGCACUCAGAAACCCCAGCAGCACUCAGCACACCCCCAAGGGACAACCCAGGCCUCUUUCUUCUCACCAGACCUCCAUGUACCACACCAACCUCUCCAUGCCCAACCUGGGAC